This is a messenger RNA of Dunckerocampus dactyliophorus (ringed pipefish), 2654 nucleotides long. It is a transcript of the gene phykpl, whose product is annotated as 5-phosphohydroxy-L-lysine phospho-lyase. NCBI's taxonomy places the organism in Eukaryota, Metazoa, Chordata, Actinopteri, Syngnathiformes, Syngnathidae. Gene Ontology annotation, cellular component: mitochondrion. The transcript is spliced from 12 exons. Gene Ontology annotation, molecular function: pyridoxal phosphate binding; transaminase activity. The coding region runs from base 77 to 1402 and encodes 441 amino acids. The record is from RefSeq and is a predicted model, not a curated record.
CAUAUCUGAACGGCUCGACUGUCUUAAAAAGUACAGCUUUGAUUAUUAUUGUACGCAAGCACAUCCUGAACAAGACAUGGCGUCAAACUUACUCAGCAAGGAGGACACCCUGGCAAUGAGGAGGAGAUUUAUCGGGCAAUCGUGCAGACUUUUUUAUUCAGACGAUCCUGUCAAAAUUGUCAGGGCAAGGGGGCAAUAUCUUUUUGAUGAGAAUGGCAAGCGCUAUCUGGACUGCAUCAGCAAUGUCCAUCACGUGGGCCAUUGCCACCCCAGUAUUACAAAGGCUGCAGCAGAACAAAUGGACCUUCUGAACACCAACACCAGAUUCCUGCACGACAAUUUAGUCCUGUAUGCAGAUCGCCUGGCUGCCACCCUGCCCGAGAGACUGUCUGUCUUCUACUUUGUCAACUCUGGCUCCGAAGCCAAUGAUCUCGCACUACGCCUGGCCCGGCAGUACACCCAACACAAGGACGUCAUCGUGCUUGACCAUGCAUACCAUGGACAUCUGGUGUCCCUCAUCGACAUCAGUCCUUACAAGUUCCGGAAACUGACAGGACAAAAAGAAUGGGUUCAUGUGGCACCCUUACCAGACACCUACAGAGGAAUAUACAAAGAGGAUGAGCCCAAUCCAGGAAGAGCUUAUGCAAAUACAGUACGAGACUUGAUAGAGGAGGUGCACAGCAAAGGUCGAAAGAUUGCUGCCUUCUUUGCUGAAUCAAUGCCAAGUGUGGGAGGACAACUCAUUUUGCCCCAAGGUUACUCAGCCAAAGUUGCAGAGUACGUACGCGCAGCAGGUGGAGUGUUCGUGGCCGACGAGGUGCAGACAGGAUUUGGCCGCGUGGGGAGUCACUUUUGGGCUUUUCAGUUACAAGGUGCAGAUUUCUGCCCCGACAUAGUGACCAUGGGCAAACCCAUGGGCAACGGGCAUCCACUCGCGUGUGUGGCCACGACAGCGGAGAUAGCUGGAGCAUUCACCGACAAUGGAGUGGAGUACUUUAAUACGUUUGGAGGCAAUCCAGUGUCGUGUGCAAUUGGUCUGGCCGUCCUGGAGGUCAUAGAGAAAGAGGACCUGAGAGGAAAUGCCACCCGGGUCGGAGCACAUCUGAAGGAUUUGUUCACAAAGCUGAAAGCUCGACAUCAAAUGAUUGGCGAUGUUAGAGGCGAGGGUCUUUUUGUUGGAGUUGAGCUGGUCGAAGACAGGCAAAAGAAGACACCUGCCACCAAAGCUGCAGCGGAUGUGGUAAAAAGGCUGAAAGUGGAGGAUCGAAUCUGUGUCAGCACAGACGGCCCCUGGGACAACGUCUUAAAGUUUAAACCCGCCAUGUGCUUCAGUAUGGAGGAUGCUGAGCUGGUGGUGCGGUGUAUCGACCGCAUCCUCACAGACAUGGAAGCCAGCCAAUGACAUGAAACUGGAAUAUGAAGACAUCUUAAAAAAAAAAAAAAAAAAUGUGUUGAGCCUGUACAAAAUGUUUUAAUGUGUUCAGACAUUGCCAGAUGGUCACAUUCAUUAAGUUCAGAGGUAGAGACUAGCAUUUGGCAGAUGAAACAAUCAUUUCUUGUCUGCUGUUUCCUGACCUGACGUCACUGCAUUAGUUAGAAAUUUCAUGUCAAAGGCAACUAUUAAUUGUAGCUUCACUCCUAAAAUGUAAACAUUUGUUGUGUUGAUCUUGUUUUCAUAGGGAUCAGCCAUUUUGCAAUACUGAAAGUGUGCAGAAUCCAUUUGGCUGCAGACAGCUCUACAAUAUCAGCAUUACUGCUUUGAGAAAUGUUAAUUUCAGCUUUUUUUUUUUUUUUUUUAAAUGUCAAUAUAUGCAAGUCAGAUGUCUUUAAAAAAUACUUAGCAAUAUUAAAAAUAUAUGUCUCACAUCAGCACUGCUUAGACAAAUCUAUUCAAUGCACGUGUUAAAGAUAAGCACUUACCAGACCACACUCACACUAAUGUUCAAGUAUCGCAGUUUCACAUCUAGUGGGAUGAAUAUUAACACUGCAGGUGGCGAAGCCCUCUCCCACAGCUUCCCAAUGAGGCAUCCGUCGCGACGUUCACAUUACUCCGGCUAUAUUGAGCAAGCCAUUUAACAGUACAAUAUACAUUUAACAUUAACUUUACAAAUAAUAACAGUAAGGUCCAUUUGUAAUAAACCAAAAGUUUAUUUCUACCAAUUUGCCCAAGACACUAGAGGAAUGAGUAUCCAGUGAGAGAGGGUGUACCCUCUUACAUUUAACAGGCUUGCGUUCAGUUGUGUCACACUAGUAAAGCCACUUAAAAAUUGCAAACACGAAACGGGGGAAGAAACUCCUUAAAAGCCAAAAAAGAAAGGAAAAAAAAUGAUGCUGGUUGUCUUCUACUAGGCCAUCUGCAAACAUUCAUUUAACACGCUUACAAUGAACCUUUGAUUGGUUUCAAUCCCUUAUUUUUGCCUCACCCCACAGCCGAAGCCAUGCAAUUUGCAUCCAACACUCAGCACGGGAGAACAUAACUAAAGAUCUAGAAACACUGAAAGGAAAAAAAAAAACCUAAUUUGUUUUAUUUGGGAGCUUUAAAAGCUCUUGCUGUUUUGUCUGUAAAUCCAGUAGACAUGUAAAAAUACAACCAUACAAUACAUUAGAUUCAAAAAGGUACCAAAAAGUACAGUAAAAAUAACACUUCCGUCACU